Molecule: messenger RNA, 984 nt
Organism: Lachancea mirantina
Lineage: Eukaryota; Fungi; Ascomycota; Saccharomycetes; Saccharomycetales; Saccharomycetaceae
Source: the annotation of a GenBank genome assembly
AUGCCAGCUCCCCAAGAUCCAGCACGCUUGCCCAUCCGGCAACAGAUGGAAAACUUGAUCCGUCGCAAACAACAAGAAAUCACACAGGGCCUCGAAAGCCUCGACACGGUCAAGUUCCGCGCAGACUCCUGGACGCGUGGUAACGACGGCGGUGGCGGUACUUCGAUGGUGAUCCAGAACGGUACCACUUUCGAAAAGGGUGGUGUCAACGUUUCUGUAGUGUACGGCCAGUUAUCGCCGCAGGCGAUAACUGCCAUGCGUCACGAACACAAGAACUUGCACUUGCCAGUGGACCCAGCAACGGGGCUCCCUGACGCCGCGGGUGUCAAGUUCUUUGCCUGUGGGCUCAGUAUGGUGAUCCAUCCGCACAACCCACAUGCUCCCACGACCCAUCUCAACUAUCGCUACUUCGAGACCUGGAACCCAGAUGGGUCACCACAGGCUUGGUGGUUUGGCGGUGGUGCCGAUCUCACGCCGUCAUAUUUGUACGAAGAAGACGCGCGUCUGUUCCACGAACAACAUAAGCAAGCGCUCGACAAACACGAUGCGACGUUGUAUCCAAAAUAUAAAAAAUGGUGCGAUGAGUAUUUCUUCAUCAAGCAUCGUAACGAAACCCGUGGUGUCGGAGGCAUCUUCUUCGACGAUAUGGACGAUCGCGACCCUCAAGAGAUCCUUGCGCUUGUCGAAGACUGUUUUGACGCCUUUUUGCCUUCGUAUUUGCCCAUCGUGGCCCGUCGCAAGGAUAUGCCCUUCACAGAGGAAGAAAAACAGUGGCAGUUAAUCCGUCGUGGUCGUUACGUUGAGUUCAACUUGGUCUUGGACCGAGGCACUCAAUUCGGGCUCCGUACUCCGGGGUCUCGUACUGAAUCCAUUCUAAUGAGUUUGCCCGUUACCGCGUGCUGGCUGUAUGAUCACCAUCCGGAGCCGGGCUCCAGAGAGGAGGCCUUGGUCAAGGUGCUCGAAAACCCAGUCGAGUGGGUUUAG